UAUUUAUUAUUGAACGGAUGUGGAGCAACCGGUAGCCGGCGGUGAAAAAAGUGACAGAUUGAGUAUAGGAGUGGCCGUUAUUGGCUCUAUAAAAACGAGGGGUCCGGCUAGAGAGAGGAGCGCCCUGGGGCCCUGGGAACUUUAUUCUACAGGUCGAUCUGGACGAGGUGAAAUACCAAACGGAGACGCGAGGGGAUUAAAACACUAUUUUCUGCCCCAUAUUUCGUAUUUCUUCUCUUUGCCCCCUCCUCCGGCCGCCAGCAUGAUGUCCUAUCUGAAGCAGCCGCCGUACACGGUGAACGGACUGAGCUUAUCUACCUCAGGAGUGGACCUGCUGCAUCCUUCAAUGGGAUACCAAGGAACCCCUCGCAAACAGAGGAGAGAGAGGACGACCUUCACCCGGGCCCAGCUCGACGUGCUGGAGAAUCUGUUCGGCAAGACUCGGUACCCUGACAUCUUCAUGAGAGAGGAGGUGGCCUUAAAGAUCAACCUGCCUGAAUCCCGAGUGCAGGUAUGGUUCAAAAACCGACGAGCCAAACACCGCCAGCAGGCCCAGCAAACCCAAAGUGGAGUGCAGAACAAGGCUGUCAGCAAGCCGGUGAAAAAGAAAGGCUCUCCGGUCAGAGAGGUCAGCUCAGAGAGCGGAGCCAGCGGGCAGUUCACUCCGCCCUCGAGCACCUCACUCCCGGCUGUGAGCAGCAGCGCGGCGCCGGUGUCUAUCUGGAGCCCGGCCUCCAUCUCCCCGCUCUCCGACCCGCUGUCUACCUCCUCCUCCUCCUGCAUGCAGCGCUCUUAUCCCAUGACCUACACCCAGGCGUCGGGCUACAACCAGGGCUACACGGGCUCCUCGUCCUACUUCACCGGGAUGGACUGCGGCUCCUACCUUUCGCCUAUGCACCACCAGCUAUCCGCCGCGGGCUCCGCCAUGAGCCCCAUGGGCAGCAACGGGGUGUCCAGCCACCUGAGCCCCGCGUCUUCCCUCUCCUCGUCGGCGUACGGGGCGGCGGGGCUGGGCUUCAGCGGCGCUGCAGACUGCCUGGACUACAAGGACCAAACAGCCUCCUCAUGGAAGCUCAAUUUCAACGCGGACUGUUUGGAUUACAAAGACCAAGCAGCGUGGAAAUUUCAAGUGUUGUGAGAGGAGAGAAUUAAAGGGACACUUUUCACAAACUGCAGACUAUACAGACAAAUUAAAACCCAAGAUUUGGAGCAGCAAGUGCGGUGUUUUUCCACGACUACAGGCCCCAACUUCUACCUCGGGCAGAGCAGAACAGGCCAGUUGUUUCACUUGUUGGGUUAAUUUAUUGAACAUUCAGACUGACUUCUCCCCAACUUUGAUCAAGGACACGGAACAAAUGUGUUGACCAAAAGGAAAAAGGAUCAAAAGAGCGAAAGAUCCAAGCCUAACUUGGUUGAGUUUGAGGAAUAGGUCAGGUUUUCUUCUAAGCUCCUUAAAGUUUCCCCUCUCUUGUGUUUUUUUUUAUUUUGUUGGCACGCUGAAGGGCCCCUUUGAUCAAAGCGGUGUGAGUGUGUGUGUGUGUGUGUGUGUGUGUGUGUGUGUGAGAGAGAGAGAGCAGCUCUGACAUGAACCUGGAUGCACUAUUAAUUUAUGAGAAAUAUGUUUAAAACUAGUUAUAAGAGACAAUCAGUCCGUUUGCGUGUGCUCAUAAAUGUCCCUUGUGUUUUUGAAUUAUUUCCCCCGUGUUAGAUUUCUUUUAAAAAUGUGAUUCUUUGUACUACCUACAAGUUUGCUUCUUUGCCAUACAUGCGCCACAAACCCAGCUGUGAAUUUGCUAGAUUUAUUUCCAUGUCUCGAGUGUUAAAUGAUAAAUUAUUAUUAAGGACAUAUUAGUUGAAUGAAAUAUGGAGUAAAUCAAGCCAGCAGCAAGCAGGGUCCAUUUGAGCUGUAAAGUGCGGUGAGAAGGCCACAAACACACUAAAUAACAAUAAAGACCACUUGACCUAACCCAA
This is a messenger RNA of Siniperca chuatsi (mandarin fish), 1971 nucleotides long. Its product is annotated as homeobox protein OTX2-like. Bases 263 to 1138 code for a protein of 291 amino acids. Gene Ontology annotation, molecular function: DNA-binding transcription factor activity, RNA polymerase II-specific; RNA polymerase II cis-regulatory region sequence-specific DNA binding. The transcript is spliced from 4 exons. NCBI's taxonomy places the organism in Eukaryota, Metazoa, Chordata, Actinopteri, Centrarchiformes, Sinipercidae. Gene Ontology annotation, biological process: regulation of transcription by RNA polymerase II; multicellular organism development. The record is from RefSeq and is a predicted model, not a curated record. Gene Ontology annotation, cellular component: nucleus.